AUGUGCCACUUUCGGGUCUCCUCACACUGCUGCCAGGUCCAUACUGAUUCAUGGCCCCCUGCCUCUGUAUGGCCUUCAAUUUAAGCUGCUUAUGCUUCGCCACUCUGCCAUGGGCCCCUGUACCGCCUCCUCUUGCUGCUGCCAGGUCCAGAGUGUGUCAUGGGUCCCUGUACGGCCUCCCAUUGCUGCUGACUUCAUCGCCAGACUCUGCCAUGUGCCACUUUCAGGUCUCCUUACACUGUUGGUGGGUUCCAUUUUGUGAUAGGGUGCUGUAUGGCCUUCCAUUGCUGCUGCCUCCACCGCCACCCUGCGCCAUGUGCCUC
Staurois parvus is the source of this 323-nucleotide messenger RNA. NCBI's taxonomy places the organism in Eukaryota, Metazoa, Chordata, Amphibia, Anura, Ranidae. The record is from the annotation of a GenBank genome assembly.